This is a messenger RNA of Aspergillus ruber CBS 135680, 1545 nucleotides long. Its product is annotated as MFS transporter. The transcript has 5 exons. NCBI's taxonomy places the organism in Eukaryota, Fungi, Ascomycota, Eurotiomycetes, Eurotiales, Aspergillaceae. The record is from RefSeq and is a predicted model, not a curated record. Bases 1 to 1545 code for a protein of 514 amino acids.
AUGGGUAAUCAUUUAGCCCCUACAGAAAACCCCGAACAUGCACCAUCUUCGAUGGAGGGGCAAUUCACCUUGAGCGAGGAUACCAAAGAUGCUACACUGGGCCAACAAAAUGAUAAAUACCUCGCUACUAAAUGGGAAAUACGGGCAUAUUACGCGUGCGUUGCCUGCUUCCUUACAUUUAUAGAUUUUGCUCCUACAGCCUUCCAAAACCUUCUUAAUCAAGCGGCCGGAGACACUGGUGGCCUUGCCUUUGCGGGGAAAUUCCGCUCAGUGGAAAGCAUAGUCCUCCUAUGCAACGGCAUUUCCUUUGCCAUCCAAAUUUUGGUAUUCCUGGCGAUAGGAAGCUUUGCGGAUAUUGGGAACUGGCGUCCAAAUAUUUUGCUCGUUCUCUCCAUCAUCGCAUAUGCCCUAGGGUUCGCUUGGCUAGGCGUGCACACAGAGGACAAAUGGCAGACAGGUGCCGGGCUGUAUAUCGUCGGGCUUAUUGCUUAUCAGACCACACUCACGUUCUGGACUGCUGCAUUCCCAUCACUCGCGCGUAAUACCGCUGAGAUGAGAGAAAAGGCUGGUGAUUAUGCGCACGGGGCUCUCUCCCGCGAAGAAUAUGAUUACGCCGAUACAAUGAAAAGAAGCCAGCUCGCGAACACUGCCUUCUAUAUUCAGUCAGUUGCGGAGAUUUUAAUCCUUGCCGUCAUAGUUGGCAUUAUGUUUGGAAUUGAUGUUGAUGCCAGUGAAGCCAAAAACAACUGGGGCUUAAGUGUGCUUAUAGCCUUUGCAAGUGGUGUCUGGCUGCUUGUCUCAUUGCCAUGGUUCUUUCUAGAGAAACGGCGACCUGGCCAAGAUCCUGGCUCUAGGAACAUUAUAAUGGCAGGGCUUUCGCAGCUUUAUUUCGCAAUGAGUCAAGUGUGGAAAUUGAAGCAGAGCUUACUAUAUCUUGUUGGAUACUUCCUGCUCGGCGAUUCAUUGAAUACCACGGUCACUGUGAUCUCUACAUUGCAGAAUAGCUUGGUGGCAUAUAAUACACUACAGCUGACAUAUCUUUUGAUAGUGGGGAUCGCAGCGCAGGCCGUUGGCAUUUAUCUAUUCUGGGCCAUUCAACAGCGAUAUAAACUUGGUACAAAGACUAUGUUCAACGCGAUUGCACUCGGUAUCGUUCUUCUUGAUGGCUGGGGCAUGAUAGGAAUCUGGACCGACAAGUUUGGCUUUCAUCAUGUGUGGGAAGUAUGGGUCUAUCAAGCUUUCUAUGGCCUUUUCAUAUGCCCGUGGUAUAGUUAUUCGCAAAUUAUGAUAUCGGAGGUGACUCCCCGGGGAUACGAAUUCCUUUUCUUCAGUCUUUUCAGUAUUGUUGGAAAGACAUCCUCGUUCAUUGGGCCUCUUGUGUCCAGUGCCAUCAUUGAUACUACGCCUUCCGGGAAUGCAUCCACACCCUUCUAUUUUCUAUUCGGAUUAAGCCUGUUAAGUUUUUGGAUUUUGUUUGUCGGGAUUGAUCUGAAGCAGAGUCGCUUAGAGCAAGAGCAGUUUUUGAAGGAGAAAGAGCCAAAGUGA